This is a messenger RNA of Eurytemora carolleeae, 4859 nucleotides long. RefSeq names its product proteasome activator complex subunit 4. The record is from RefSeq and is a predicted model, not a curated record. The coding region runs from base 3567 to 4859 and encodes 430 amino acids. Lineage: Eukaryota; Metazoa; Arthropoda; Copepoda; Calanoida; Temoridae. The transcript has 10 exons. Gene Ontology annotation, biological process: proteasomal ubiquitin-independent protein catabolic process. Gene Ontology annotation, cellular component: cytosol; nucleus. Gene Ontology annotation, molecular function: proteasome binding; peptidase activator activity.
AUAGGAGAAAGAUCUGGCCAUCUGGCCUAAAAUACUAUUCGCCUUGGCUGCAGCAGUAGCACACUGUUUAGAGGGUUUAAGAUCCUCCUGUAUCAUUACACCAACAUCUUUCUCUUUGUCUGAAACCUCCAGAUUUACACCAUUCAUUUGGUACCCAUAUCUUGGAUUAUUCUUUCCAAUGUGUAAAACUUUACAUUUUGACUCGUUGAAUUCCAUCUUCCAGUCCUGUGCCCAUUGAGUUAAAACAUUGUAGUGCUUCUCUAUCCUUAUCUGUAUUAACUUUCCUUCCAGCCUUAGAGUCAUCUGCAAACUUGGACAGAAAAGUUUGGGCAUCUUUAAUUACUAGGUCAAGUAUGGUUAUAUAUAUAACAAAACACAACGGUCCAAGGACACUCCCUUGGGGCACUCCAGACCAAACUGGUUUCCAGGCUGAUGAUUUAUUAUUGUAAUAAACUCUCUGUGAUCUAUCGUUUAACCAGGAGAUGAUCCACUGUAGGAUUUUGCCUUUGAUACCAUGAGCUUCCAAUACUUUUGCAAGAUGUUUAUGUGAGACCUUGUCAAAUGCCUUGGCAAAGUCAAGAUAUAUAACAUCGACUGAAUCCCCUUCAUCUAUAUUGGUGAGUAUUGUCUCUAGAUACUCAAGUAGGUUUGUUAAGCAUGAUUUUUUCUUCAUAAACCCAUGCUGUGAACUGUGUAUGAGUUUAUUCGUGUCAAGGUGGUUAACUAUUCGGUCCUUUAGUACUGACUCCAUUACUUUGCAUAUCACAGAUGUUAGGGAGAUUGGUCUGUAGUUUCCUGCCUCAAAUCUGGACCCUUUCUAGAAGACUGGGACUAUAUUUGCAUUUUUCCAGUCUUUUGGAAGAAUUCCUGUAUCUAGUGAUUUCUGGAAUAUCAUUUGGAGUGGGGCAGCAACCUCAUCACUUGCUAUAAUUAAGAUCCUGGUUCUUAUGUUGUCAGGCCCAGCAGAGGAAAAAGGCUUGAGCUUCUUUAAUUUCUCCUUGACAUCAUUUACUGUGAUUAAAACAUCAUCAAUUAUUUGGUCAGUGAGGUCUUCAAUGUUGAUAUUUUCGUCAGAGUUUUCCUCCUUAGUAAACACUGAGCCAAAGUGAUUACCUAGUUUAUCACAGAUUUCUUCACAAUCUGUUACUAAUUUUCCUUCAUGCUUCAAUGGUCCAACUGCCACUCUGUUAGAUUUUUUAGAAUUUAUAUAAUUAUAAAACAAUUUGGGAUUAUUUUUUAUUUCUCUGGCAAGUCUUCUUUCAUAGUUCUUUUUGGUGUUUCUUAUUUGGUUUUUUACUUGUCUUACCAUAUUUUCAUACUCAGUCUUGUCCUCCAUGCUGCUGUAUUUAUUGUAUCUCUUCCAAACUCUUCUCUUUUUUCGGAUGAGCUGUAGCAAAUCCCUAUUCAUCCAAGGUGGCUGAUUGUUCAAUUUUUUUACCUUCUGAGAAACAAAUUUGUCCAUACAUUCAGAUAGUUUGUUUUUAAAAAGAUUCCAGGCUUCUUCAAUGUCCAUGUUGUGUAGUUCUUCCUGCCAAUUAAUGUUGCAUAAGAACUCUUUUAGACUAACAAUGUCCGCAUUUUUCCAGUCACUAAAAUAGCUGGUUUUGUUCUUAGUUGGUACUUCACCUCUUAUGUGAGUUAGGAUCAUUCUGUGGGCACUUGAUCCAAGUUUUCCUAGGUUUUCACAGCUAAUGACAAGUUCUCCCUGUGUUAAGACCAGAUCCAAGGUUUUUCCAGAAUUGUGAGUAGGAAAAUCUAUGCACUGCUUUAGAAAUUUGUCCUCAACUAGUUCUAAAAAGUCUUUACUUAUUAUAGCUCAUGCAGUUCUAUUUUUCCAAUCUAUGUCCGAAUAGUUAAAAUCUCCUAUUAGGACAGAUUGUUUAGGAGAAUUUUUAAUUGCUUUCAAAAGAUUGUAAUUAUUCUCAGUCACAUUUUCACCUUUAUAAAGGUUGUGUGGUCUAUAGAUCAAAAAUAAAUGAAAAUAUGAGUGAGCAGUAGAUUUGAAUUUAAUUCCACAACACUGGUUAAAAUCCUUCAUCUCUUUGCUUUCAAACUCACAUGCUCCAAGGCUAGUUUUUGCAUAGAUUAAAAGACCUCCUCCUAUUCCCUUAUUUGUAUCCUUACGAUCCUUUCUACAUAUUAUGUCAUAGUUAUUAAUACCCAAAUAUGCACCUGAGUGUUCUGCAUUAGUCCAGGUUUCAUUGAUACAAAUAACAUCAGGUUGCAGAUCACAGGCUAAUAUAUUUAGUUCAUUUAUUUUUUUAUUAAACUUUGAGCGUUGGUGUAUAAAAUCUUCAUAGCUCUACAUGAUAGUGGAUUGUCUUGCGUAUCAUUAUCUAGUCCUCCUCCACCUCCUCCCUGUCCUCCAGCAUCAUCACGUUCUCUGAGAGACUUGAGUUUAUUCUUUUCCUUGGUUCCCCCCUGCCUGGACUGGGUGGGCCCUUUCUUUUCCUGUGAGUUGAUGAUUGUUGGCUUUGAUUGAUUUUUAUCUUUACUUUUAUCAUUCUUUUCUCUCCCUUCCUUCCAACAAGUUGAUACUUGAAGUUUAAAGAGUCCUGCUCGCUAAGUUGGCUGUUCAGCUUCUCAACUUCUUUUAUCAUAUCAUCUUCAUCCUUGCGCUGCUCUUUGGUAAGGUCUGGAACUAUGCCAACACUUGAAUAUUUCUGGCUUUUCUGUAGGUUUCUGGCUUUUGAGAGAACAGAAUUUCUGUGCUGGCCACUGAGAAAACCCACUAGGAGUGGUCUCCCUGAGUUUUUCUUAUCUCCCAAUCUAGAUAUGAACUUCACUUCAUUAAUUGUUACAUUAGAGCCUAUGUCCUGCAGGACUUGUUCCAGAUUUAGCAUAUCUUUAUCUUUUCGCUCAUAACCUGAUUUAAUAUUGUCUGGAGCUUCAGGAAGCUGGUGGAUAACAAUAUUUUUCUUUCUCAUCUCCUGAUCCUUAAGCUCAGCUCUCAUGGCUUUUCUGGUGUCUGAACAUGAGCUUUUCAUAUCUCCUUUAAGUUUAUCCACAUCAAAGCGGACAGCUUUAAGAUUAGUCUUGAUAUUCUCCCUGUCUUCAUCUCCAAGAUUGACUUUUUCCUCCAGUUUAUUCACUUUCUUAUCUAUUUCAAGGCACAUCUUGCUCAGCUUAAGUGAAGCUGCACCGCAAGAAUUACAGGUCCAGUUGAUUCCUCCUCCUGUCCUGGCCUGUUUGCACAGCUCUUGAAAAAGGACAUCAGAGAUGUCUGCACAAGACUUGCUUUACCGCUGAGGGACUCUUCCUAUAUAAGAGCUAGUGGAGACAUGUCUUACCGCUGCGGGACUCUACAGAUAUAUGGAAUAUGAUUUAAUAUAAAUAAAUAUUAACAGAUAUAUUUGUACCAAUAAAAUGUGUCAUGUUAAACCACCCACUUAUUCAAGACCUUGAGAGAUAGAUAUUAUACACAAGAUGAGAGGUUUAGGUAAAUUAUGAAUUGGUACUGGGAAUGAAAGUGAAGUCUUGUAUUAACCCUCAAAGAUGAAAGGCAAGGAUUGGUCUUGAUUUCCCUAGGAUUUAUGUUUGGGAUUGUAACGAUAUCAAAGGAUUAAAUGUUACAAUAUUUCAGAAGGAUGGGUCGGGAAACCGAGCUGGGUUUUCUACCUCAAAGGGAAAAUAUUUACAACCAGAAGUUGCCUCGGAGCCGAGAUCAGGACAAGGAUUCUAAUAUUUAUCUUAAGGAGAUAAAACUCAACCUAUCUCAGGCUGUCGUCAACAACGAUAUAUCACAUGGUGGUGUAAAGUGGGUUGUGAACCUACACAAGUAUAUAAUCCUGUAUGGAUUGAAGAUGAGUAAAGAGGAUCAUGUUUACUUGAUUAAACUACUCUUCGGUCUACUCACUACUAAGCAUGUAGACUCAGUAUCCCUAGACAAGUUUGCUAAGGUUCUGUAUGCGCUGAUGAAGAAGAAAUAUCUUAUAACCAGAGCAGAUCUAAUCCUACCCUGGGAACCUUUAUUUGAUCUAUACAAGUAUUGGGAGGAUUCAACAUUAGUUCUGCGAGGCCUGGUUAAACCUGCAUCAGGGUUCAAGGCUCAGCUGAAAUCUAUAAUCAAGGUAUCCCGUGGAUAUUUUACUAUCGAGUCUACUCAGGAGAUGAUGGAUAAAUGGAGGCAUCUGAUGUGCCCUCAUGACAGGAGUAUAUGUUCUGCAGUAAAGUACUUCUCUUUGUUUCUGCCGACUAGUCGGGGUAUACCCCCCGACAAGUCCUGGAAGAUCUGGCUCCCGGAGCUCAACAUGUUCUGGAGCACCUGGGGGAACUCACCCAACUGGGAGGUCGACAUACUUAAACUCUACGCCAGGCUAGCUGUACAUCAGAUUGGAGAAUUAGAUUGGGAACCAUAUAUGGGAGAUCUAUAUACCAGGUUUAUGGUUAGUUUCAACCUACCAGUAACAUACGGAGGAUCCGGUAUCCGGCUUAAACACGGGAUAUCAGGACAACCUUGCGUAGGCAGUAUUUCACAGUGGAUAGUAUCUACCCUUGGUCCGGGCUCCUCAGGACAGCGGUAUCUAUCCCGACUACUGGUAGCUCUACAAAGCUACUUUCAUCCAGCAAAUAUUAAUAAUUCUAGUGAACUUCUUCAUGUUUUCAUCUCCUUACUCACUACACAGUUCAUCAAUAGAGUACAUACAGAGAGAUUUAACACGAAGUGGGUUUGCAAGGUUGCUCCAGAGAAGAGAUUAACAGAUGAAGAUAUCAAGGAGUUUGUUUUAUCUGUGAAACCAAUAGCAUUUCAUGUACUGUACAACAGCUACGAGGAUGAAGCAAGGAAUGUAUUUGCCAACCUAUCUCUACUGCACCCUGAGCUAAUUAUCCCUGACCUACUGGAUAAUCUUAUAUUCUAG